AGCAACCAAGAUGAAGGCCGCGCUUAUUUUGUUAUCAGCCUUAUUUACUGCUCCUGGUUUAGUAUCAGCCAAAUGGUGCAACAUGAAUCCUUUGUCGGUAUCUUCAAUUGUCAAGAACAUUUCUGUGUCAACAAAAUCGUCUUUGACAACGGACACCGGGARAUGGUGCGCGUUAGCUGGUGAUCCAAAUCCCUGGUAUCAGUUGAUAUUUGAUCAGGAAUACGUCAUUUGUUAUAUCAAAUUCCAACUUGAAUUGACAAAACGUAUCACCUCAUUUAAGUUCAAUAUAUCGACUGAUGGAGUUAACUGGAACACUUACAACGAAGAUGGACAGGCAAAGAUUUUUGAGAUGGGAUAUUAUAGUACGAUUGGACGUUACAUAAAAGGGAACUUGGUGACUAAAUAUYUACGAAUUCUACCUAUCUCAUGGAAAACGCAAGCCUGCUUUACUCCGUUGUUUUACGGAGUUUCUCUUAGUYCAGAAAAUGUGGCCAAAGGAAAAGUUAUCGCGGAAUAUCCCAACCUUAAUACUGCUAACCUUGGGUAUGCUGUGGACGGUGAUGAGAAUACUUGUGUACAGACCAAGAACUCGUCCUCUCAAAACUUAUCAUUAACCAUUGAUCUUGGAGCACCACUACAGGACGUUGGAGAAGUAUGGAUUGCUAAUGGGCCGGGUAAUUCUCCGCUUGCCAGAGGAUUCUCUAUUUACAUCGAUUCCUCCCUGUGUGGUAACUUUAAAGUUGAGGGUGGAGAAUCAAUUAGCGCCGUUUGCUGGCCCCCUGUAAAUGGGCAGAAUGUCACCAUCUCUAUUCCAGAGAAACAAGGCAUCAACGUUUGUGAGAUUAAAGUCUUCCUUAGAGGAAAUUUCCUGCAGAAAACUCUCAAGAAGAUUGCAGUAUCCAGUACAAAUGGCACUAGAUAUCCAAACUUGACCAUUGAUAAGAUACAGUCGUCCAAUGAAGCCCAGUGUUGGGUAUCACAAGACCUUGGAACAUUGCCUUGGAUCCAAUAUCAGCUGUCCGAAUCAAGGGUCAUAUCGGACAUAUUAAUCAGAGGACCUGAUCCAGUCACAAAAAUCUUUAAAGAUUUUAAGGUUUACAGACAUUACUAUCAAGACCCCAAUAAAUCAAGUUUAACUAAUCAAAUUGGAAAAAAAGAAAAAACAUGGAACGAUGAUGUAGUCUAUUGGCCAAAGGGUCUCUCGUACAACACUGCCUCUUUCAACGAUAUAAUCAUCAAGGGAACCUCAAGCAAAGUUCUUUCAGUCUGCGAAGUAGAAAUAUAUGGUCCCGUUGAGCGAGGAUGCUAUUCAACGCCUCUUGGACUUAGAUAUCACGAAUUCACAGUAGGAGAUGACAGCUUCUAUACGGCAUCUUCCGAAGAGUCCAGUGCAACUAGUCCCAAGUAUGCCAGACCACUGAGACCAGAUGCGGCGUGGGUCCCAAAAUCAAGCGAUUCAAGCCCAUACAUACAAUUUGAUAUUGCAAUARGUUUUAUAAUUUGUGGAAUAUCAACUCAAGGACAUCCAACGCAAGACAAAUGGACCACAAGUUACAAAGUUGCUGUUUCUUCUAAUAAUGUCAACUAUACUUUCGUUGACAAUGGAAAGAUUUUUGCUGGAAAUACGGACAGAAGCACGAUCGUCAAGCACAAUUUCAAGGCGAGCUACUUAGCAUUUUUCGUUCGUAUUUAUCCUUUGACAAGCCACACCCAGGCUGCUCUACGAUUUGAACUUUAUGGCACUGUUUAUGUCUAUGCCCACAAAAGUAUUUUCUUCUUUUGGCAAUCGUCAAGUAAAUUUAAAUCAAGUAGCAAUGAAGCGAAUAGAGAGCCACACAGAGCAACAAUAUACACCACUAGCUCUUGGUGCGCAUCAACCGCGGACAGCAAUCAAUACUGGGAGUUCUCUUUAAAGAGUCUAUACUCAGCUAUAAUGACGCAAGGAAGUCCUAAAGAAGAUAAAUGGGUUAAAUCCUAUAUUUUGAGCUACUACAACGGGUUUYCCAAUUCUCUUUUUAAUCGAUGGACAAACUACACUGACGAAGAUGGAUCAGUUAAGAUAUUUGAAGGCAAUUCAGAUCGGUCUACGGUGCGGAUGCAUAUUUUGAAACAAUUCUAUGCAGAAAAGAUUCGAAUCUAUCCAGUGACAUGGAACAACGGAAUUUGCAUGCGAAUUGACCUCAGAAACAACUAUAAAAACAAUGGAAAAAUGAGUCUAACAAUAUCAGAUGAGAUAUCCAGCCAACAACUAAUACCUGGUCAGAUUACUUAUAAAUGUGAAGCGAACGCACUCCUGAAGCCAAUGGAAUGGGCAUUUGAGGGCAAAUUGGUCAAGAUGGCUGACAACGAACAUCAAACAGAUUUAUCAGAUCAACAAUACAACAAGAUAUACACCACAAAAAGCAAAAACUAUUCUACAUGUCAAGAGUUAUUCAAAGAUUUCGAUUGUCCUGGUCUCACGAAUGUAACACGAACAUGUACAGCAAAGAAUGCUCUACCUGCCUGUAUUGCACCUGAGGGACGAUACAACCUUUGGAAAUAUGCUUCUUUAUCAUCCAUGACAUUCGAUAUCGAACCACCAAGUGUCAUCAUUACCACGAAAAAGAACGUUAGAAAAACUCUUGAAUUUGAAAUCAAUGAAAAUUAUGGAAAGACUCAAGCCAAGAUCGACGAUUACCACGUCAUUCUCACCAAUACCAACACAAGCAUCAUUCACUUCAAUAAAACUGUUAAUACCAAAUCACUGGUCUUCACCAACCUGACGGCAUUGAAUAGAUACAAGCUUGAAGUAACUUCCAGGAGUUGUUUUGGUGAAAAUACAUCGACUUUGUAUGAAAUUAAUGCAGAUUAUAUUAAACUAUUUUGGGAGAAAACAAGUGUUACUGUUGUAGAAAGUGAUCAAUUUGCGACGUUGGUUGUAAAUUCAAGUACUGGAAAUACUGUAGAAACUGUGAACUGCAACGUUGAGUUGAGUUCGGUCACUGCAGUAGCUGGGAGAGACUACAACAAUGCGACUAUCCCAGUCACUAUAUUGAAAGGCGGUGCAAAUACCCAAGUCAAAGUUCCAUUAGUUGAUCAAUUCCUACAUACAGAUGGCAAAAGAACUUUUACAGCCAAGUUAUCUUGUCCCAAUCUCACAGCUGAGACAGGUGAAGUCACAAACAAGGUCGUUACUGUCACUGUUCUUAAUGAAGAUGUGGUGAUUGGAUGGAAUUUUACAAAGAUGGUGAUUAAAGAAAAUUCUGGAUGUACUGAUCUUCGCAUCGUCAAGAGUGGAAACUACAUAGACGAGGGAACAAAGCAUGCUAUUACAGUACAGUCAGAUCAGGGAAAGUCAGCCUGUCAGUCUUGCAUCAAACCACUGAAUGAAACCCUGACAUUCAAGUCAAAUCAAACCGAAAAGAUGGUGUCAUUGUGUGUUUAUGAUGACAAAGUUGCUGAGCGGAAUACAACAUUCACUGUUAAAAUAACUACAGCAGACAAGAACAUCAAACUCCAGCCGUCGUUUGCAACAAUCACCAUCGAUGAUGACGACAAGGCCGUUAUAGGCUGGAAAUUCACAGACAAACUAGUGCAAGAGAAAUCUGGAUGUCAUUCAGUGCUUGUUGUUAGAAGUCAAGACGAAACAGGGCUAUCACGGACAGUCAGAGUUCACACCAACAAAGUGAGUGCUACUCCUACCAAUGCCUCCUGUAAUUCAUCUUGCGCCGACUACUUAUCCAUCAACCAAAAUGUCACCUUUGAAUCAAAAGAAACGGAAAAGAACAUCACUUUGUGCGUCUAUGAUGAUCAACUACUCGAGAACAWUGAAYUCUUUGAGGUGAAGAUUGCCACAGACGAGCCAGAAAAUGUCAAGAUUGAGCCAGCUGUGAUGAGAAUCGUUCUUCUCGAUGAUGACCAAGGUAAAGCGUGCUUUCACUUCGAUAAUACACGAUUAAGUGUACAAGAGGAAAUUGGGACAGUUAAAUAUUGUGUCAACAAGACCGGAGAACAUAAAUCUCCUGUAAAUGUCAGCGUUACUGUACUUGAGGAUGCAAUAAGGUGGACUGCUGAAAAAGGAAAAGACUUUACCCUGGGAGCUGGUUCAAAUAGCGUCACACUUAGUUUUAAACCAACAGAUACAGCAUUGUGUAGUAGUGUUAAGAUUAUUAACGAUGAUCAGCCCGAGAGUGAUGAAAUCUUUUCACUGGAGCUACGAUGUAUUCACGGCAAGACGUGCUGUUUGACUGGUACCGAGAACAGCACAGUUAUCAUACGCAUUAAAGAUAAACAAGACAUGGAGCGCUAUCUCGAGGAUAAGGAUGCUCAAGCACAAGAUAAGAAAGAUAGAAAUAAUGUUGUGUUUUACCUAUUCAUUGCUGGAAUAUGCGUGGCAGCUGUGACUCUAAUUGUCAUUAUUGGAGUGGGAUGCUUUUUCGUAAAAAAGAUUAACAAAAUCUCGAGUGGCAACAUGGUGCCUGCUACAAUUUAUGGCUGAUCACUCCCUAGGAAGAGAUGCUGGACAAUUUUUCACAAUUAAGUUUUAUUUGGAAAAAUCUGACGAAGCGUUUUUGUUUGAUGUGUAACCUGAAUAUGGCUGCUCUGACGUCAUUCACCAUGGAUACGUCACAUCAGUCGUGCUAUCUACACAUUUUUUUGGAAUAGUUGCAUUUGCUUAGUUUUGCAUCUUCUAGUUUAUUAACCACACCCGUGCUACCACAUCUUAUUGAACAGCCUUAAUAUUUGUUGAUCAGAUUGAGGAAUUCAUGAAACGUUUCGCUCUUUGAAACUCAGGUGCUUCUUGUUAGAUCGAAGUCAAGAAGAAACAGGGGUCUAUCACGGACAAAACGUUUCACCCUUGAAACCCAGUUGCAUUUGAGUGUGGUUUAGGAUCAGAUUUAGAUAAAGUAUGCAUCACCUUGAAGCUGUUUAUUUACUGAAUCUGCUAAUGUCGUUUUAUUCAGUGUUGAUCGAUGAAAUGUAAAGUGUUUUAACUAUUGUUUACAUUAAAUCAAAGUUAUUUUAGUGUUUCUCAA
Exaiptasia diaphana is the source of this 5015-nucleotide messenger RNA. RefSeq lists its product as uncharacterized. Gene Ontology annotation, biological process: cell communication. The transcript has 26 exons. Lineage: Eukaryota; Metazoa; Cnidaria; Anthozoa; Actiniaria; Aiptasiidae. The record is from RefSeq and is a predicted model, not a curated record. Gene Ontology annotation, cellular component: membrane. Bases 11 to 4477 code for a protein of 1488 amino acids.